UUUGAAUUUGAAGGGAGAGCUCUUGCCACUGCACGGUCGCGUGCGUCCUUGUUCGUGAGUUUGUCAACAAAAGCGCGGACAGCACGGGCAUGCCCGGGCAGAAGCAGGGUGAGCGGACUUACCGGAGCGUUGGCAUAUGGCAGAGAGCAUUUAAAAAAGAUGUAUGUCUGUCCGGUUCUUCGUAUCAGCGAGGCUUCCUUCUCUCGUUUCCACGGACGAAGUGAAUAAAUGAAGAAGUGACUGGUUCUGUCCAUCACCUCUCGCGCGUGGAUUCUCCAACGUCCCGGCUGAUGCUGCCCAGUCUGAGAGACACAUCCGUUGGGAGUUUACCGCUGAGGCGUCGGAUGGAUGAUGAGGAGGAGGACAUGUCACGGCCCAUCUCGCAGCUCUGGGGAACACCCUUUAGGGACGUCAAAUACGAAGACCGAGCCACACAGAUCGCGGCUGGACAGGCCAUUGCUGUUGUGCCCACGUCGCAGAGCCAUAACAACAACAGCAUUGGCAUCAACACCCUGCCUUGCGGCUUGUACCGGCAGCCUCGCAUACCCUUUCACGGCAACGCUGGAUUACGCUCACAUUUCCCCGCUCAGUUUGAGCCCAUGGAGGACCGGGGAGAGAUUCAGAUUGAAGAGGAGGAGGAAGAGGGCAGAGGAGAGGAAGAUGACAGGAUGGCAGAGGGGCCGGAGGAGCAGGCAGGGGUGAGCGUUGAGGUGCAAAUUGGUCGGAAACUUCGGGAGAUCGGCGACAAGUUCCAACAGGAUCAUGUUGAACUGUUAAUGAGGCAUCAGAGACAAAACCUGCCUGCUUGGAUGCGCCUUACGAUGGCCCUGUUUGGCUUUCUGUUUCCAAGAGAGGCUCUCUUCCCCCGCCUGAGAGGAGAGCAGAGAUGAAGGGACUUACUGCUGGUCCUUGCCUCAGCCCUUGUCCCCCCCCCCCCUCCCGCGGGGGACAAGGGACCAGACUUUAAGAGAUGGCACUGUAAGAUGGAACACGGGUUCGGAUUUUGUUUUCUAAUUGAAUAUGAAGAUGAGAUGAAGAAAACACUGGUCACCGCUGGACGGAGACUGAUUACAAUUUUUUUGUUUGUUUGUUUGUUUGUUUUUGUUUUUUCGUCUUUCCAAGAAGGAGCCAUUGCGUUUGAAGAGAUAUUUUCGAAAUAUUUGUAAGAUUACCUAUUUUGUACAGUAAACUACUCUUUUUAUUUGGUAUUCAAGUCUUGAAGGACCUCCAUCAGUCCAGGGAAUGCCUUAUUCUCUCCUGCCACAGUACAACUCUUUUGCAUAAAGGAAAUCGUAAGAAAGAGAUCAGUUUUAAGAUUAGGCCACUGUUCUGGCGACAAACUGUGGACGUGGACAUUUCUGUGCUGAAGUUACUGACUUAAAACCUUGAGGACUUGAGGCACAUUUCUAAUUUAUUCUCUGACAAACAAUAAGCCCUGUACUACUCCUUUACUGUUCCACACUGGCGAAGUUGAAAAUGGUUGUCAUGACGUUGUGGCGGUGUUGCACACCGGUGUUGCACUGUUGGUCAGUUUAACGCGUGUUUUACCAGCUUCCACUGUAGACGUAGGGACAUUAUAUCAACCUGUGUCAUCCAUCAGCAUCCCCAUCUCCAGUACCACUCAUGAUGUUAAAGUGGCCUAACGACCCACUGUGUAGAUUCAGAUCCUGUUGAUUUAAAUUAUAAACACAUGCAUACUUGAAUUAAGGUGCACUAAGAUAUUUUAGUGACAUCAUGAUUGCGCUUUCAAUUUGUGAUCAUCUGUAUGUAGGAGUGUGUGCUUACUGUUUCCAAAAUCUGCAGAAAUUUUGAAGCCAAAUGAGCACAAACAAAGUCAAACAAAUCUCCUUCGUGGGAUUACAAUCAGGGAACUGGAAAACAAUCAGACACCUGAAAAACUUUGGGUAGAUUUCAUCAUUUCCUAAAGCUUUCCAGGAUUUCUUUCUCUGGCUGGAUUGACAAUCGCUACUUUGCAGUUUGCUGCACUGUGGGUCGCCUGCGAGAGAGAUGACAUUUAUCAGCAUUUCUGGGGAAGAGCAAUAUUCAAGCCAGUGGAAGGAAGUAAAAACUUAGGGAUCUGUUGCAUUUGCAAUCAAACUAACACCCACAGGAGGACAUUUCCCAAAAUACAGCUGUGUUAAUGAACUACAAAUAUCUUUGUUCCAGAAACAUUUUGGGUUAAAGUUACAGAGAUGCAUUUUUAUUUUAUUUCACUCCAGGUCUAAAUCAAAAUGUCUGGCGCACUGACUCAAUCCUGAUGUGUUGAUGUGUGCGCGUAUCAACCUUUCAUUCAAGUGCUUUCUUUCACCAAACUGCCGGUGGUACGUUGAGCUUCACUGGGAAGAACUUGUAAGAACAGCUUCUGUACAGUUCAAAAAUCACUUUUUACUCAUCACACAUUUGGGUAACGGAGAAAGUUUCUGCAUCCUCAUGCGACAACUGAUGCGUUAGCAUUUUGCAACGACACAGCCACUGUUUCUCAAUGUAAGGUUUAUCAAGGAAAACGUCUUUUAGGACUUUUAAUAAGAUGUUGAAGAUUCCUCAUUUGAUGUAUUAUUUCAGUUCUGUUGUAGAUUCAUGAUAUGAGCUUUUGAAGACACUGAUGGGUUUUUUUCUCCUCUACGUUUUCUUCAGGGAGUAGUUAAUGACCGCGCUAAUUACCCGACGCUUGUCAUGAGUUGUGUUUGCUAAAAAUCUGCCUUUGAGUGAGGACUCCAUGCAUCACUGCUGUUAGUCUUUGAUUGAUGUGGGAGACGAUGCUGAACAAGCAAAAAAACAUUUCUUUUUUUUUCUUUAAAUAAGUUUUCCGAAUCAUUUUCACUCGACAUGAUGAUGGAAGCGUGUUACAGAUCGUCAGCAGGUUUUUCUUUUUUUUCUGUAAAUACACGCGGAGCUGAACCAAAAGUUUGUUUCCUGCAAACACUGAACGCUGAGCCAAUUCAGAUAGUUGUGACGCACCCUCCAGUCCAAAGUUUCACACGCUCACUCACCUUCAUCCUACGUCAUGCUUAACUACUCCCUGUCUUUACUGAGAACAAGUUUCAUUUUGUUUGGUUUCUUUCAGAUAAUUUAUUCUAAUUUAUUUUAUGUAUAUUUUUGCUCAGUGCUACUGUAUAAAUGCUAUCUCAGUGUGUACAGUCCUUUUCUUCUCAUUGUUGACGUGCAUUCAGUUGUGUGUUUGAUGCCUGUGUGUGUGGGGAGGUUGGACUAAAGCCAUGUGCCUCGUGCGUUCUCACACGAAUGGUGUGAGUCUUUUACAAAUCAUGUGAACAAUAGACAAUCAAAUGUACAAAAUGUGCCUUGUGAGUAACAGACCUGCCACAUCAUCAUCGACACUUGGCAUAAUUACCCAAAGUCACUGGUCAGGGCUCUUGUUCCACUUGGGCUCUGUGAGAUCAACACACUCUGAUACAAUAGAGUUGGCACAGGCAGUACAGCGUGUUCGUUGUGCCUUGAUAGACAAAAAAACAAACAAACAAACAUCAGUUCGACUCUUCGCAUCAGCUCACGAGGCACAGGCUCAACCUUUGACAUCUCUCAGCACGAACGGCGAGUUUCACCACGCAAAACCUUCUCAAUAUCAGAAACGACUGUUUGCAAUCAAUGUGCACUGUAAAAAAAACAACAACAAUUUUUUUACCUGUAUACUGUAUUUUGCACCUCUCUCUUUCUACUCCUGCGCUGAACUUCCCCUCUAGAUUCCUGAAACUUUUUAAGAUCUGUGAUAUGCUGGAUCGGCCCAGCUCGCCUGGGUUUUUGUGCUUUAUUAUCUAUAAUCUAGUAGGGCUGUGGGUUUACAUUUGAAGGAGGAAUGAGCCACCAUGGUGCCCAGUAUUAUUUGUAUGUGAGAUGGGUUGAACAGCCACUCAGUCGGCGUGGUGUUGAUCUGAGCCUGACGUUACCAACCACUGUUGCAACCCCGACUCAAGUGACACAUUUUUUAUUCGUUCAGCCUUCAGUGUCUUUAAUAUCAAAUUUAUUCGAUCUGUUUUUGAAUAUCCAAGAAGGAGUGCAUCUUUACUGUCAAGUGCUGUGAUUUGGUGUUUUUUAUACAUUAGACAUGAAUUUGACACAGCUAUUGUUGCUAUCUUUAUAAAAAUUUUUAGCAGAAAUUUUCCAUAACUUUUUGUAAGAAGACUGAGAGCGAACUACAACAACAGGACUUUUUUUUUUGCUUUUCUAUGAUUGAUUUUUUUUCAAUGUUGUGGCAUUUUUAAUUUUGGAUAUUGCCAAGUCUGCUGUGUCACACUCAGUCAGUUCAAGGGCUUUUUCGAUAUAUGUAAAUGGAGUAAAAAUGCAUGUCCAACAUUCCUGAAAAAAUCUGUAUCUUAAGGGUUUGAAUGUAAUUUAAUGGAGUGAAAACCACAAUAUCUCUUUUUAAUACAUGAACUGAACAGUGGAACUUAUUUCAGACUCCCGUGCUGUGUGAGCGGGGAGUGUUGUCUUCACAUUGCUUUCUUUACGUUCAGAGUGGUCUCAAGGAUUUCACAUUCAUGUGUCCUUUGAAGUGAGACCCAGGCCAGAUGUAGCAGUUUUUGUCGAAGCAUUGGCUGUGUUAUCGUUGGGACUGCUCUGUGUCUGCUGCACAGUUUUCAAAGAGCACAGGACAUGGAUGGAGGGGACGGAGGAGGACGGGGGAUGUUUGUUCUUUUUCUAGUGCAAUAUGCUGUACAUAAGAGCUUGGCUCUCGAAAUCUUACAAUUUCUCUUAAUUUCUUUUGUUGUUAAA
Chelmon rostratus (copperband butterflyfish) is the source of this 4728-nucleotide messenger RNA. RefSeq names its product BCL2 modifying factor 2 (gene bmf2). The record is from RefSeq and is a predicted model, not a curated record. Bases 291 to 890 code for a protein of 199 amino acids. Gene Ontology annotation, biological process: positive regulation of apoptotic process; negative regulation of autophagy; apoptotic process. Gene Ontology annotation, cellular component: myosin complex. The transcript is spliced from 4 exons. Lineage: Eukaryota; Metazoa; Chordata; Actinopteri; Chaetodontiformes; Chaetodontidae.